AUGUACAAUACUACUUCGGACUUUCUGAGCGCAAAUGCCAGCUGGAGCGAGAUAAAGAGAUUUGAUCGCUUGAGCUAUGCAGUACACGCCGAUUAUGACAAGGUGACAGCCUGGUGCCGUGCAGCUUUGCCUGUGGCGCUGAUUGCUGCGGCCUUUUCGAUGAUUCUGAGGAUGUUUCCCGUGGCGUCAGCCGAAACACCACACCAGCUUGUACAACCAUGGAUCCAGGAGGCAAGCUCAUCGAUAAACAUGGCCUUGGAUGUCGUCAAUGAUCAUGCCGGUGAUGUUCCCGGCUCCUCUGCAACUGUAUGGAAUUUGAUGCAGACUGCGCGCUCAAGGUUUGAUGAAGUUGUGAAGCAGCUGCGCGAUGCCGGCCUUGAGCCAUGGUUUCUUCGAAAUGGGAGCGGCGCACGAGCCUGGGCGCGUAGCCCAGGCUUGCUUAGAUAUUUUCAUGGUUUCAAUCCGAGGCAGUAUCUGUAUCUUGCUAUCCCAAGCACAGACUUGGAAAACCCCCAGGGCUUCUCUUACGACGCGCAUCUUUGGCCUGCAAGGCGAGACAUGCGUGGGAAGUCGGAUCAGGUGGUUGAGAGGGCCUGGCGAGACACGAGGCGAGGAGUCGGACAGAUUCUUGGACCUGGAGCUGUUUAUUUCCCAGUCGCUGGUACUUUGAUUGGUUUCAUGAGGUAUGGAAGAAUGGUUGGUGAGUUGAAAGACAACACGGAUGUGGUGGAUAGAGACCUGGACUUGUACCUCGUGCUGCCCUCUGCAAGGGCUUUCCUGGAGCUCUGUGUGAGAUUAACUACUUUUCUUAGGCGCAGGGGAUGGCUAGGCUGCAGCCUCAAAUGGCGACAAAGCUGGUGGAGCUCUCAGGGAGAAGACUUAGCUUCAGCUUCUUCUCCUCAAGACGACUUUGACUUCCGCAGGUCGUUCACGCUUCAGUGCCAUCUGCUUUCAGACCAAGGUGAUUCGCUCCUGGAAAUCAAGUGGUUGGUGCCUGUAUUUUCAGUUCCAAAGGCAUGCCCACUCAAUCUCACAGAUGCGCUACGUCCCAGUUAUUUGGAGCAUAAGGAGUUCGACGCGAUUUCUUGCACCGGCGGCGUCAAACUCUUACCCAGGAAUAUUAAUGUCAGCUCUAUGUCAAGAAACGUGGGGAUUACCACUGGCCCGAUCUACUGCUCGCCGGACAGCAUUUCCGAAGACAGCAUCUCCGAAAGCUGCUGGUCUUUGGCAAACCAGCUCAGGAAAUGGAAGGGCGUCCUACCUGCAUCGAUGUGGAACUCGCGAGGGAGAUGUCGAGCUUACAAAGGAGCUGUAAGGUGCAUGCGGAAGUCGACAUUGUUCCUGCAGAGAGCAGGCGAAGCCGACCUUUACCAUCCUGGCAAGGGAUCUUGCCUGGCCCUGCCGGACUUGGCAUGCCCAGGAGAUGUGCUUGAGUGGCCAAGCGGGAGGUCGAAGACUCCCCACAACCUGCGUUUGAGGGAACGCGGCCUCAGUGAUGCAGAUGUCCAAGUCUUGGCAACGCGCAUGCUUGAGUUGAGAGAUGCUGGGUUUGUCACGCACAACAUCACUGAUUGCGAUCUCCGGCUGUGCGCCAGAGAUGUGUCAGCUCGUCGAGAGUCCAUAGGCAAGAAAGAUCGGUGA
Messenger RNA from Symbiodinium natans, 1641 nucleotides. NCBI's taxonomy places the organism in Eukaryota, Dinophyceae, Suessiales, Symbiodiniaceae. The record is from the annotation of a GenBank genome assembly.